Eriocheir sinensis (Chinese mitten crab) is the source of this 3065-nucleotide messenger RNA. RefSeq names its product tubulin alpha-1 chain-like. Gene Ontology annotation, molecular function: GTP binding; structural constituent of cytoskeleton. NCBI's taxonomy places the organism in Eukaryota, Metazoa, Arthropoda, Malacostraca, Decapoda, Varunidae. Gene Ontology annotation, biological process: mitotic cell cycle; microtubule cytoskeleton organization. Bases 167 to 1507 code for a protein of 446 amino acids. The transcript has 11 exons. Gene Ontology annotation, cellular component: cytoplasm; microtubule. The record is from RefSeq and is a predicted model, not a curated record.
CAGUUUUGGCUCAUAAUCAGCUGGAGUGCCUACCCCUCAACACACGCGCGCCACACUCACACACACAGACACCCACACACGCACGCACUCUAGAACCACAGUCUCAGUUCUAAAUUACUCUUGUUUUUUGCGUCAUCGGAAAGGAACCAGCGAGUCAGCGUUCACCAUGGUCAGCGGAGGGCGUGAGUGCAUCUCGAUCCACGUGGGGCAGGCCGGGGUACAGAUGGGCAACGCGUGCUGGGAGCUGUACUGUCUUGAACAUGGGGUACAGCCGGACGGACUUCUGCCCUCUGAUGUGGACUUCGACGAUGACUCCUUCAGGACGUUCUUCAGCGAGACCAACGCCGGGAAACAUGUGCCCAGAGCCGUGUUUGUGGACCUUGAGCCGACGGUGGUGGACGAGAUUCGAACUGGGACCUACAAGUCGCUGUUUUCACCCUCCACACUCCACACCGGGAAGGAAGAUGCCGCGAACAAUUACGCAAGGGGCCACUACACUGUCGGCAAGGAGCAGCUGGAAGUGGUGCUCGACUCCAUCCGCCGCCAAGCCGACAACUGCAAUGGGCUUCAAGGGUUCCUGGUGUUCCACUCGUUCGGGGGAGGCAGCGGUUCGGGUUUCGGGUCGCUGCUCAUGGAACACCUCUCGCUUCACUACCGCAAGAAAUCCAAACUCUGCUUCUCCAUCUACCCCGCGCCCCAGGUCUCAACAGCCGUGGUGGAGCCGUACAACUCUAUUCUCUUCACCCACACCACGCUGGAACACGCGGAUGUGACCUUCAUGGUGGACAACGAGGCGAUAUACGACCUCUGCAACAAGGAGCUUCACAUCACGCGUCCCACCUACACCAACCUGAACAGAAUGAUUGGCCAGGUGGUGUCCAGCAUCACAGCCUCCCUCCGCUUCGACGGCGCCCUCAACGUGGACCUGACGGAGUUCCAGACCAACCUCGUCCCCUACCCACGCAUCCACUUCCCCCUGGCCACCUACGCCCCUGUGGUCUCAGCCGAUAACGCCCUGCACGAUAACUUUGACGUACGCACCAUCACGGCCAAGUGCUUCGACACCUCCCACCAGAUGGUGAAGUGUGACCCCCGCGAGGGCAAGUACAUGGCCUGCUGUCUGUUGUUCCGCGGCGAUGUGGUGCCCAAGGACGUCAACUCCGCCAUUGCCGAGACCAAGCUCAAGAAGAACAUGACCUUCGUUGACUGGUGCCCCACUGGCUUCAAGGUGGGCAUCAACUACCAGCCGCCCACCGUGGUCCCGGGCGCCGACCUGGCCAAGAUGGACCGGGCCGUGUGUGCGCUGUCCAACACCACGGCCAUCAAGAGUGCUUGGGAGCGCCUCGACCACAAGUUUGACCUCAUGUACCACAAGCGUGCCUUUGUCCACUGGUAUGUGGGCGAGGGCAUGGAGGAAGGGGAGUUUGCGGAGGCGCGGGAUGACUUGGCGGCUCUCGAAGCAGACUACAGUGAGGUGGAGUCUUCGUCUGCUGAUUACGAUGAGUGAUGGAGAGUUUGCCGAGGCGCGUGAGGACUUGGCCGCGCUGGAGAUGGACUACGCUGAGGUCCAGGAGUCCAACCCAGAUGACGAGGAUGAAGACUACUGAGAUGACCUCCCUCCCUCCCUCAUCACUACCUUCCCCUCCUUCCUCCCCCUUGCCCUCUUUACCUACCUCUUCUCUCCUCUGACUCAUUACCUCUUACCACCUCCUGCUCUCCUCUUCUUUUUCCCUCCCUACCUCUUCUAGCCAGGGAAAGGAAGAGGAAAGGAAGGAAGAGGUCUGGGUAUCACUCCUGCCCUCAUUUUCUUCCAUCUUCCCUCCCUCAUUCUCUACCUUUUCAAGUCAGGGAGAGGGAGAGGGAAGGAAGGCCUGCCUGCCCCCACUCCUGCCUCAUCUCAUCCUCGUCACCACUCAUGUUUGCAUCACCGUCACAGCCACACAGUUGUUGCGUUUGGCCCACCCACCGUCCACUCAUGUAUAGACUUCUAUAAGGGUUUUGUGUGAAGGCGUUUGCUCAUAUAGAUAUGUAGGGAUCACUAUUUUUGUUUGGGUUCAUCAAGUAGAUUUACAACUAUAUGUAAUUCACUCAUUGUCUGAUCACGUGUUAGACUCGUGAUUGCCAGUACCCUCGCAGAAAGCGCUUAAGAGCUCAUUUGCCGAUCUCUGGGCAAAACCAGGAUCUCAACCCCUCUCACCCACCUUGUUCAAGGGGGCGCAGUAACUACUACUUUUCAGUAGAAAACCUUUUGGCCUGAGCAAGGUGCAAACCUUGUGAGUGUGUAAGUGUUUCCAUUACUGGUUCUUUCAUCCACAGUACAAGAAAAAUGUAAGUUGAUUUAACUAUGAAAUAUGUUUUUUGUGGGAUUUUGCCAUGUAGAGAGAAAACAAAACUUCCUUAUUCUGUUGGGUUAGAUCAUGACCAUAAGCAUGUGUGCCUUACUAACGCCCUCAAUGCCAUGAUGAAAAAUGAAGGAUGGAUUGUAGACUUGCGAGAUCUCAGUGAGGAAUCUGACACUAACUAUGCACAAUAAAUGUGUAUUGAUAAUUUACUUUUAAAAAAUUGACAUGGAAGCUGGUUGUGGGGCUUUAAUCAUGUAAACUAACACUAUUUUGUUGGGUUAGACCAAGGAAUGUAGCUGUGUGUGUGGGGGUGUCUUAUUCCUCAAUAAUAGGAGAAAAAAAAUAAUGAAUGAAUGGUAGACUUGAGAGACCUACAUAAGGAAUCUAACACUGUAUUUAAGAAUGGAACACCUUACUCAUGGGGUUAGAUCCUGUAGCCAUGCGUGUGUGCCUUACUAAAGCUUUCAACUCUAUAAGGAAACCAAUGAAUGAAAUAAUGCUCAUGGGAUAAUAUGUACGAGUAACUUAUAGAUGUAACACCCUUCAUCUGCAGGGUUAGACCACGUAGUUAUGUGUGCCUUACUGUUUUUAUCCUGUAUACUCAGACAACCAAGUGAUGUGACCUGUUGAAGGGAACCAUGGGUGUGUUGAAGGGGAUUCUGUAGCGUUUAGAAGGGUUGAGGCGGCUGUGUACUGUGCAAGAAACACUAACUCCUGAACUAA